This is a messenger RNA of Vicia faba (fava bean), 501 nucleotides long. The record is from the annotation of a GenBank genome assembly. Lineage: Eukaryota; Viridiplantae; Streptophyta; Magnoliopsida; Fabales; Fabaceae.
AUGGAUCAUAUGGUAAAACCAAGAUCCAAAUCUAAACGUGCUUUAAGAGGUCCUAAAGUGACCAUUAAUUUUGUGACUGUUUAUGAAAUGACAGGAGUAGAAACCAAUUCUUUGCAUGGCCUUGUAGCCUUUAUUUUCUUUGGACUUCUUGGUUUCCUCCAAAUUAGAUAUCCAGAUAAUCCUACACCAUUUCAACUCCAUCCAAAUACAACCUUAGUAUCCAUUGCUAGUUUUCUACUAUAUUGUUUGGCCUUUUGGGUUAAGUUUAAGUUUGAUACAAGGGUUGAUGCCUUCAUGGAAGUGUUCGGUUCGCUUUCAUUGGUUUCUUUAGUGGCGAUGUUGCUACCAGACAAGUGGGAAUUAUUUGGAUACAUUGUCAUAUACACAAUAUGGUUCAUUUGUCAUGUAAUUGUCAUGGCCAUACUUUGGUUUUUUGAGCUACGUCCAAAAUUGAAGAGGUUGCGACCACUCUUGCCAAAUACUUCAACAGAUUUGAGCUAA